Molecule: messenger RNA, 1021 nt
Organism: Zychaea mexicana
Lineage: Eukaryota; Fungi; Mucoromycota; Mucoromycetes; Mucorales; Lichtheimiaceae
Exons: 2
Coding region: 58-900 (280 amino acids)
Source: RefSeq, a predicted model, not a curated record
UUCCUUUCUCAUUCUUUUUUUCUCUUUUCUUCCACUGUACCAUCGUGCAUCAAAAAAAUGGUAGCCUUACAUCGAUGCUGUUGCUGCUACGAUCGAGGGCUACAACGACGAAGACAACUAAAAUUAGCAUGGACAGUGGUUGUGCUCAUAAUGGCGAUCAUGGUUCGGUCGAUAGAAGCAUCGUCACCAGCAGUUGUACAACCGAUCAAAGAAGUGCUCGAUAGUGAUCAAGGCUACGAUACCGAUUUAAGCGACCCUACUCCAUUUGGUUACAUUUUCCGGAUAGACGCACCCUUUCGUCGCUUCGGACCCGACCAACCAAUCCAUCAACACAACCAUCCAAGAGAAGACGAAGGUGAUGAUCAAUCGUUCCCGUCAUAUGCCAUGAUGGUGUUGAAAAACGUGACAUAUAUUUCAGCCGAGGCACCGAUCUACUUUGAAGGCUAUGUCAGCAUCGAUGCUUUACACCGACUUCGAAAACGAUCCUUGACCAACUCGCCUGUAACGUUCCAGUUUAGCACGUAUUCAUUGAAUCAAGUGUUGGAAAGCUGGUUUCUUAAAUUCCAGAGUGGCAGUGAAAGCAACGACAACAGUGAUCUGCGUGGCCGAAUAACGGAUGUACGUGUUGUGGAACCCAAGGGUAAAAAGGAGGACGACGGCACGUGGCGGCCGUUGGUACAGAUGGAAAUUUCGCCUAUACCUGGAUUGCUACAGGUAUUAUCGUACAAAGAAGGAGUCAAGGAUGAGCCCAUAGAAGUGUUUUGGGGACCAUCGUCAUCAUCAAAGAAGAACAAGGAUUUGGAACUGGUGGUAUCAUCAACUGUAGCAUCAGCAGCAAAGAACAACAAGGCGGAAGCCGCAGCAUUUCAUCAAAUUGUCAUGGGCGAUGUAUUAUUUUGAAAGGAUACUCUUUUCCUAAUUUUUAUGUACAAAACAACACUUAGUACCUCUAUUGCACGUUUACAUACUAGCAUCCAAAGUGCAUAACACUUUUUUUCCUAAUAAUAAAGAACAAUGUCAG